This is a messenger RNA of Stomoxys calcitrans (stable fly), 2106 nucleotides long. Its product is annotated as mitochondrial nicotinamide adenine dinucleotide transporter SLC25A51. The record is from RefSeq and is a predicted model, not a curated record. The transcript is spliced from 3 exons. NCBI's taxonomy places the organism in Eukaryota, Metazoa, Arthropoda, Insecta, Diptera, Muscidae. Bases 513 to 1466 code for a protein of 317 amino acids.
ACUAAAAAUCGCCUUUGACCCUAAUUUUGCAUCAUCCGGAAUGGUCCAAAAAUCGCAAUAUCAUAGUUAAAAACAAACAUAAAUAAUAAUUUUGGCAACUUACUUACCAUAAACGUGCUAAGAAGAAGUUUUCAUUCUAAUUUGCGACAUAGUCCUUUGUGUAAAUCAUAUCAAAAUUCCAGAUAUCUUCAUAUAAUCGGAGAACUUCUGCAUAGCGGAAUAAACUGGCCUGUGUUUCAUUUACAAAAUAAUUAUAUAAUUAAUAAUAAUAUUGUUUACAAAACUCGGAACAAUGGCGUGGUUUGUUGAGAAGAGCAAUCGUUAGGGGCAUGAGAGUAACAAAUCGGAUUAAGUUAGUGUGUCAACAGUGGACAAUAUUAACACACUAACGACCACAAUACUUUGAUUGAUUGACCAAUAACGAUGAUAAAUAGCUAGCAGAGUGCCGACCAAAUUCAACACGUUCGUUUAAGAUUUUUGCAGCAUAAUUUAGCAAUCAGAUUAGAGCAAAAAUGGUUCGAGGACAAAACCCAAUGCAAACAAAUUCAGCACAAAUAAAAGACCAUGACGUCAGUAACAUUCCGGAGAGUCAUAGUGUUUUCGUAGAACGUUUUUUUGGGUCAUUCCACUGGAUGGAGUUUGCCUGCGGAUGCGGGGCGGCGUUUGUAAAUAUUGGAAUUACAUAUCCGAUAUAUAAGAUGAUAUUUCGUCAAAUUUUGCAUGAUGUGCCUAUAACAUCCGCAUUUAGCCAGCUGCGACAUGAGGGUCUUAUGUUUCUAUAUCGGGGAAUGUUUCCGCCUCUCGCACAGAAAACCAUCUCAUUAUCCAUAAUGUUUGGUGUCUUCGAUGGUACGAGGCGUUAUCUUGUCGAUGAUUAUUACAUGAAUCCAUAUAAAGCAAAAAUCAUCGCGGGUAUUGCGGCUGGGACGGUGGAGACCGUGUUAUUGCCAUUUGAAAGGGUGCAAACACUGUUGGCGCACUCAAAAUACCAUGAGCAUUUUGCAAAUACACAACACGCUUUUAAAUAUGUUCUUGAACAUCACGGCUUUAAAGAAUUGUACAGAGGUAUAGUUCCUGUGCUUUGGAGAAAUGGUCCCUCAAAUGCAUUAUUUUUCAUAUUACGCGAGGAAGCUAGCACACAUUUACCACAAAGGACAUCUGCGUCAACUAAAGCAGCUCAAGAAUUUAUGUCGGGUGCUAUCAUUGGAGCAAGUGUUAGUACUCUAUUUUAUCCCCUAAAUGUCAUUAAAGUAGCAAUGCAAAGUGAUAUGGGGCAUGCUUCAGAAAGUAUGUUGCAGUCACUUAUGAAAAUAUACCGUGAAAGAGGCAACAGUAUAGCUCAUUUUUAUCGAGGUUGCGGGUUCAACACUGCGCGUUCAUUUGUUAGUUGGGGUGUCAUGAAUGCUGCGUACGAAAAUUUGAAAAAGCUUAUGUCUCCCAGCAUAUGUAUUGAUAAUUCCAAUUAAGGCACAAUUGGGAAAAUUGCAAAGCCCCACCAAAUAUAUAUAUACACCUACCAAUAGCCAAAGGUAUGCAUGCAUACAACAUCUCGAAGUUAAAACACACACACAACUGUUACAAUGUUUAUAGUUACUAUUUAUUAGUUAAUUUUUGUAUAAUAAUGUAAUUAAACGACAAUACGACCGACUGACGUCCUAUACCGACUCAUUGACAGGUUUGUUUGUAUAGUACAAACUUAUGUAUGGACAUAAUUUUUCUUAAAGUCUAUGCUGAAAUAUUAUGUAUAGUUUGUAAGAUACCACAUAAAUAAUAUAAAUACAUAGUACAUUAAACAUAUAUUUAUACAUCACUAAACGCUUUGUAUGUUAAAAGGCAAAUUCUGACGUCACAAUCAUUAACCAUGUUCGUAUGUAUAACCAAUUAAUUUCAGUCGUAUACUAUUUGUGAAAAUGUGGUAGUAUUCAUUUCGGUUGCUAAAAAAUGUAGCCUAUAAUUCAGCUACGAAAUGAGUUCUUUUGAAAAUAAAUUUAAAAUUUCGCAUUUAAACCUUCAUACAUACAUAGAUAGUUUACAAUUGUGUAGAAAAUAUUGAAUGUAUUUGUUGUGAUUUUUAAGUUAUGAACUUAUUUAAAAAGAUAAGCAUAG